Messenger RNA from Lymnaea stagnalis (great pond snail), 192 nucleotides. Lineage: Eukaryota; Metazoa; Mollusca; Gastropoda; Lymnaeidae. The record is from the annotation of a GenBank genome assembly.
AAUGCGUCUGUGUUUAUUGGGCUCCCCCAGCAACAAGCCCCAGCCACUAUCCCAGCCAAUCAGCCUAAACUAGGCGAUUGUCCGCGUCCUACUGGAUCGUGGUGGCCAGGAGACAUUGAGGGUUUGAAGUCUACCUGCCCAUGGGUAUACGGCAAGAUUGAUCUAGGCGACAUGUUUUAUCCGAGGUACGUU